AUGAUCAUCGAAAAUCAAAGGUGUUUUGGAAAAGAAAUUGUUAAUUCAUCUAUCUAUCAAUCAAUGGAAACAGGGAUGAUCGUUGAAAAAACAAAAAAACCAUUUUCCAUCAUUCCUAGAGUAUUUGCUAUUAGUUUGGAUGAGAAAGAAAAUAAAAUAUUUAGAAGAGAAUCUGAAAGAAUUCAAAUAGAAUUAGAGAAUGAAAAGCCAAAAGAAACUAAAAUUCCACAAAAUGUACAUUUAUACACAGAUGAAAUUUUCCAACAUUUAUUAAUUGAAGAGGUAUUUAAUAUAUUACUAAUUUAUUUAGAAUAAAUAUUAGAUAGAUUAAUAUAUGACACCUGAGUUGUAGCCAAAUAUAAAUAUGAAAAUGAGAGCAAUUCUUGUAGAUUGGCUUAUUGAUGUGCAUGCUAAAUUUAAGUUAAGAGAUGAAACAUUAUAUCUUACAAUUUCUUUAAUAGAUAGAUAUUUAGCAAAGGAAUAAGUGACAAGAUUGCGUUUACAAUUAGUAGGUGUAGCUGCACUCUUCAUAGCAUGUAAAUAUGAGGAAAUAUAUCCACCUGCAUUAAAAGAUUUUGUGUACAUAACAGAUAAUGCCUAUGUAAAAAGUGAUGUAUUAGAAAUGGAAGGUUUAAUAUUGUAAGCUUUGAAUUUCAACAUUUGUAAUCCAACUGCUUACUAAUUUUUAUCAAGAUUUUCAUCUGAAUUAGAUCCCAAAAAUAAAGCUUUAGCUUAAUAUAUUUUAGAACUUGCUUUGGUUGAAUACAAAUUUGUAGUGUAUAAACCAUCCUUAAUAGCUUAAGCUGUUAUAUUUUUGGUUAAUAAAAUAAGGUAUUAAUUAAGUUUAUAGUUAGAUCUCCAAAUUAUAGAAAUUAAAAUGAAGCUACAUUAAAACCUUGUGCUAAAGAAUUAUGUUCAUUAUUAUAGGCUGCAGAAUUUAAUUCAUUGUAAGCAGCAAGAAGAAAAUUUAAUACUGUCAAGUUUUAUGAAGUUUCAAGGAUUAAGGUGGAAAUAAUUAACAAAUGA
Paramecium primaurelia is the source of this 1026-nucleotide messenger RNA. The record is from the annotation of a GenBank genome assembly. Lineage: Eukaryota; Ciliophora; Oligohymenophorea; Peniculida; Parameciidae.